Molecule: messenger RNA, 2266 nt
Organism: Neoarius graeffei (lesser salmon catfish)
Lineage: Eukaryota; Metazoa; Chordata; Actinopteri; Siluriformes; Ariidae
Gene: tspan5a
Product: tetraspanin 5a
Exons: 10
Coding region: 299-1117 (272 amino acids)
Biological process (GO): regulation of vascular endothelial growth factor signaling pathway; protein localization to plasma membrane; protein maturation
Cellular component (GO): membrane
Source: RefSeq, a predicted model, not a curated record
UGUGAGCAGAGCAGCGAGACAAUGGUUUAGAGCGGCUGUCGGAGCAGGCCGGGGUUCGAGAGGCGGUUAUCAGCCACCACGGGCUUCUGACUAUCAGCGCGACUGAUCGAGUUGAUAUUAACGGCGCUGGUAUUGGUCCGGGUGCAGGAAUGAGCGGUGAAUGAUGUGUGUGGAUGGUGAGAGUGGGGGGAGCCCGGCGUCGCCUUGGAGAUAAAACGCGGUGGUAUUCGAGCUGAACCUGUUCCACGUUCCUCCCGUUUCAGAUGUAACACAAGGGACUUAAUGUGGACGAGCAUCAAUGAUGUCAGGAAAGUAUUACAAUGGACAUGAAGUCAGCUGCUGUAUCAAAUAUUUUAUAUUCGGAUUUAACAUAAUAUUUUGGCUACUGGGGGUGGCCUUCCUGGGAAUUGGACUAUGGGCAUGGAAUGAGAAGGGCGUGCUGUCAAACAUCUCCUCCAUCACUGAUCUGGGUGGGUUCGAUCCUGUCUGGCUGUUUCUGGUGGUGGGUGGUGUAAUGUUUAUCUUGGGUUUUGCUGGUUGCAUUGGAGCUCUAAGAGAGAACACCCUCCUCCUCAAGUUUUUUGCUGUGUUCCUGGGGAUUAUAUUCUUCCUGGAACUGACAGCUGGGGUUCUUGCCUUUGUCUUUAAGGACUGGAUCAAAGACCAGCUCAACUUCUUCAUAAAUAACAACAUCAGAGCCUACAGAGAUGAUAUUGACCUACAAAAUCUUAUCGACUUUACUCAGGAAUAUUGGGAAUGUUGUGGGGCUUUUGGAGCUGAUGACUGGAAUCUCAACAUCUACUUCAACUGCACAGACACCAACCCCAGCCGAGAGAAGUGUGGCGUUCCCUUCUCCUGCUGUACCAAGGACCCAGCAGAGGAUGUAAUCAACACACAGUGUGGAUAUGAUGUCCGGGCUAAAUCGGACGCUGAGCAAAAGACCUACAUAUAUGUGAAGGGCUGCGUGCCUCAGUUUGAAAAGUGGUUACAGGAUAACCUGACAGUAGUAGCAGGCAUCUUUAUAGGAAUUGCACUGCUACAGAUUUUUGGAAUAUGCCUGGCCCAAAAUCUAGUGAGUGAUAUUGAAGCUGUGCGGGCGAGCUGUUUGUUCACCUGAAGAUAAUGUUCCUUAAGGCAUUCACAGGACUCUUGAGUAACGGCCAGCAGCAGAACUCAGCAUGCCUCGUUCAUCAGGUCAUGUGUGUGUACAGAUGUGAUCUGCACCAAUAUACUGUAUAUUAUUGAGUGAAUGCAAGAUUUUCUAGAGUAUUUCACAUGCCAGACACCUGUGUCUGAAAUGUAAAAAUGUGUGGCUGUGUUUGACUUUUAGAUUGCACUACAUCUCUUACACCCUGGUCCAUAAUUUUUAUUUUCCAGUUAACAUUGCUUCAUGAACACACAUAUAUUAUCAUAGUGAUGAACCUAUUUGGGUCCAGUUUGUGGACCGUGACAUUUCUUUUUCAACACCUUUUAACACAUUAAUUUUGAUAAUCAUUUGGUUGUCCUAAUAUCUCAAAAGUUAUGUACCUGUUCUUUAUCAAGCGAAAGUCCAUAAUCUUUAGUGAGGAACCUCCGACACUGGCAGAGUGUACUAUGAAAGUAUUGUCAAGUGAUUUAUAAUCUAAUCUAAAGGUUCAGAGGUCAUCAUCUUGACUAAGAUGAUUAAGAUGGUCAUCGCCUUGACUAAGAUGUUAGUAGCAGACACUAGCUCUGAAGGAUUAAUGUAAAUUUAGAUUUAAAAAAAAUGAAUUCAACACGUUUCAAAAAGUAUUCAGUACACACUUUCUGCAAAAGCCAAGUAUUUUUAGAGUGAUCUCAUAAAGUGGUUUUCCAUGGGGGAAAAAUAUAUGUUUAAGCAGCCAAAUAGAAUUAAUGAAGAAAAAUUCGAUCAUGAACAAAAAUCUGUACUGUUAACUGUAAGGAUGUAAAAUGUAUAAAGGGAAUGUUUCUCUAAUACAGGCUUAUUGUAAUCAAAUUAGAUUAGAUUAGAUAAAACUUUAUUGAUCCCUUUGGGAGGGUUCCCUCAGGGAAAUUAAGAUUCCAGCAGCAUCAUUACAAAUAAACAGAGAAAAGAAAUGGAGGAAAACUUCUAGAUAAAUUAAAAUAAAUUAAGUAUUUACAUAUACAAAUAUAAAAGAAUAAGACAUGGGGAAGAGAGGAAGGGGGGAUGAAUGAACUAAUGUUGGACAGAAUGUGAGAUAAACCCUUGAUUCUGUGCUAUACUUAUCCAUUUUAUCAAAUAAACAAAGCCUUUUUCACCCGUUGA